Messenger RNA from Rhinocladiella mackenziei CBS 650.93, 1305 nucleotides. RefSeq lists its product as uncharacterized. The record is from RefSeq and is a predicted model, not a curated record. The transcript has a single exon. The coding region runs from base 1 to 1305 and encodes 434 amino acids. Lineage: Eukaryota; Fungi; Ascomycota; Eurotiomycetes; Chaetothyriales; Herpotrichiellaceae.
AUGAGCUCUUCGGCCUCUGUAGCCGACUCAUUAUCCCUUUCCUCCGAUACAAAUUUCGAUCAACCGCUUCCUCGACUUCGACAACGAUCCGCUCAACCACCACGCCUCCGGUCUCCAAGACUCUUUCGCGACUUCUUCCAUGCUAUGUCUGACGGUGCUUCGCGAAGACAGGCAACACUCCCUCACGCAAAUUACCAGGAUACCGUCCAAGACGUCAACCGAGCCCUUCAAAGUGCCAAUCGAGCUCUCCAAAACGCUCAAGAAGCAUUUCACCAGGCCCGAAGGACUAGAUCUGAUCCAGAACCUGCCAACCAACUAGUUGAUUUGACAAACAGUCCACCCGACAGUUCGGCCGAAAUACAUUUCAUCUCGAGAACCACGCACCCGCAUGAUUCUACUCACAACCUACGAUCAAGAAGACUAAAUACCCUCGACGAACCUGUCUACCCAUCGCGUCCAAAUAUCCCAGCCAUCGACGCUGCCGAUCCUAUAUCGUUCGUGGGAUUCUGGCCUGUUCAUCGGCGCCCUGGAGGACCCCGGCUGCCCCCAAUCUUGCCGGUUCAGAAUCCACUAGAAUCAAUGGCAGAAGAAGAGGCAAUACUGCGUCAGCGAGAAAAUCAUUCCAACUGGGAGCGUACUCAGGCUAGGAACCGUCAACGGAUACCAGAUCCUCCCUCAACCAUGUCUCCUCCUUCAGCCUCAUCGUCGACAACGGCCCAAAGUCGACGAUCUGCCUCCCCUCCGAAGGAAGAUCCUGCUAUUGAGUCCGUCGAUCUCACGGCCGUCGAUGACAGUGCAAGUCUGUCUGCAACUUUGGCAAAGCAGCGGGAGGAGGCAAUUCUAGCUCAAAGGCCGGGCACGGAUGCUGGGAGAACUUCGCUGACGGCAUAUAAAUGUCCUGUCUGUAUGGAUACUCCGACUGACGCUACCUCCACCACUUGUGGUCACGUCUUCUGCCACCGCUGUAUUGUCGAUACUUUGAACUGGUCCAUCGAACAACGGCGUGAAGAUGCCCCGCGUAAUCAUAAAGUCAAAGGCGUGUGCCCCGUCUGUCGAAAGCAACUAGACCUCAAGGACGGCCCCGGGAAUGGCAGGAGUCUAGUCCCGCUUGAACUCAAGCUGAUGGUGAAGAAGAGAAAAAGAGAGGAUAAAGGCAAACAGAAAAUGCUUAAAGUUGAGACAGCUAGUGAUGACGACGAUGAAAACGAUCGAUUCGGAAGGGGGAAGGAGAAUAUCCGGGCAGGCAAGGCUAGAAAACGAGAGUCGACGGAGGAGGCUCUUUGGGGAGAAUUUAUGGCGGAUUGA